CCACCUCGUAUAUCCAGAUGGAUGAACCAAAACUACUUACUGAGGCAUUAAAUGCCGUAAAAACAAGCCAAAUACAAAUGAAGAAAUGCUUAGAUGCUGAUGAACUGAUGGACGCUUUUAAAUCUGCUUCUUCGAUGUUGUCCGAGCUUAGAACGUCAUCACUCGGACCAAAAGCUUAUUAUGAGUUGUAUAUCGCAGUUUUCGACUCUCUGAGGCAUUUGUCUAGCUAUUUAUACGACGCACAUUUAUCAGGUAAACACCACUUAGCUGAUUUAUAUGAGUUAGUGCAAUACGCCAGUAACAUCAUACCUAGACUUUACUUGAUGAUAACAGUCGCAUCUGUGUAUAUGUCCACGCCAGACGCGCCUAUAAAGGAGAUUAUGAAAGAUAUUCUUGAAAUGUCACGAGGUGUACAGCACCCCAUCAGAGGUCUAUUCUUGAGACACUACCUAUCUGGACAAACUCGCGAUUACUUACCGAUAUCCGUAAGUGACAGCGGUAAUGGUUCACUCAAUGACAGCAUUGCUUUCAUUCUGACGAAUUUCAUUGAAAUGAACAAGCUUUGGGUUAGGCUGCAACAUCAAGGUCACUCUAGAGACAAAGAGAGAAGGGAGUUGGAGAGAAAAGAACUACGUAUCCUCGUCGGUACAAAUCUAGUUAGAUUAUCUCAACUCGAAGAAAUUGAUUUAGCAACCUAUCAAUCACUCAUUUUACCAAACAUCUUAGAACAAGUUGUCAAUUGUAGAGACGUCAUCGCACAAGAUUAUCUCAUGGAAGUUGUUAUACAGGUAUUCCCAGAUGAAUUCCAAUUAAAUACUCUUGGGCCAUUCCUAGCUGCAGCAGCACAGCUUAAUACCCGCGUCAAUAUAAAGCAAGUAGUCAUAUCACUUAUUGACAGAUUAUCGAUGUAUGCUAAACGAGAAUCUGAAAUGCAAUCAACAGAGGAAAUUGCCAAACAGGAUGAAGAAACAAAUAAGAAACUAGAAGAUAAAGUAAAAGCAAGAAGAUCUGGUCAAGAGUAUGUAUCAGAAUCACCAACAGAUAAAAAAGGCAAAGGACGCGAGGAAGAUCCCUCAAAGAAGUACAGGGGUAUCCCACAAUCUGUUAAACUAUUCGAAGUAUUCUGGGAACAAAUCGUCAAUCUCAUUGAAACUAGACCAGAUCUUUCUAUUCAAGAUAUAACCGCAUUGUUGGUAUCGUUAGCAAGUCUAUCACUUAAUUGUUAUCCAGAUAAACUUGAAUACGUUGACCAGGUUUUAUCAUUCACAAAGGCAAAGUUGGACACUAUUCCUCAACAUUCACCACAGACAAUUAAUAACGUUUUAGCACUUUUAAGAGCACCAAUUAGUUCUUACAAAUCUAUGAUCACUUUGCUAGCAUUGCCAUCAUAUUUGCCGUUAAUGCAACUGCAACCAUACCAAUCGCGCAAAUAUAUCGCAAUUGACAUAUGUAAUUCACUUCUCAAUAAUGCUACAAUAAUUGAAAGUCCUAAUGAUGUUAGAGAUAUAUUGGAAUUAUGUCAAGUCUUAAUCAAGGAGGGUUCCUACGAAGACGAAGAUAUAGCAAUUGAACAGGCUUCACUCACUCGUCUCUUACAUCUUUUCAAAUCUGAUGACAAGGAUGUUCAAUUUGAGUUACUCAAAACAGCAAGGGAUCAAUUAGGUGAAGGAAAGAGACGUGUUCAAUUUACCUUCCCAACACUCAUUACCUUAGCAAUAAAGUUAUCAAAGGUCUUAGCGAAUGAUGAUAUUUUCAAAUUCAUCCAUCAGUCUAUAUUCCAACUCCACGUAUUGACAGAUCAUUCGGAUGAAUGUAUGAGACUCUUUUUGUUGGCUACUAGAACAGCAGAUGAGGCUAAAUUGAAGGAGAUGACUUAUGAAUUCUUCAGUGAAGCUCUCCUCUUGAUUGAAGAAGACAUCAUUAGUAGCAAGUAUCAAAUGCAGGGUAUAGCAAGUGCAACUAAGACGCUCCAAAAACUCACCAUAUUUGUCAGCAAUCCAGAUGAGUACCAAGUGCUUGCCAAUAAAUUGGUGAACAUGUCAGCCAAACUCCUCAAAAAGUCACACCAAGCAGAGUCAUUAAUAAUAGCCUCAUCAGUAUUCUGGCAAGCUGAAGGGGGUAUUCGAAAUGGUAGCUCAAUUAAGGCUGUAUUGGAGAGAGCAAGCCGUAUCGCAUCCACACUAAUUGAUCCUGUGACAACAACGCAGAUAUAUGUCGACAUCCUCGACGCAUACCUUAUGUACCUUGAUAUGGAAGUGGAGGAAAUAAGUACAAGUGUAGUAUCUGACGCCGUUCAACUCAUCAGCGGCAACUUGGAUAGCAUGGAGGAGGCUAACAAGCAUCCAAUUUCUGUAGCAUUGAGAGCGCCAUCAGUGGUUGAUGUUAAGCUCACAUCAGCGAAUGUCACAUCACAAUUCAAACGCUCUAUUGCUCACAUCCACAGUAAACGUAACUAUACACCAAAAUGGAAUGAAAUAGACGUGGCUGGACCUUCCCUUAGAUUUGGGAUUAAUUGAUUAUUUUUGUAAUAAAAAAGAUUUCGCGUAUGUAUCAACCUUCUACAUUUC
Wallemia mellicola CBS 633.66 is the source of this 2567-nucleotide messenger RNA. Its product is annotated as vacuolar protein sorting-associated protein 35. Lineage: Eukaryota; Fungi; Basidiomycota; Wallemiomycetes; Wallemiales; Wallemiaceae. Bases 18 to 2516 code for a protein of 832 amino acids. Gene Ontology annotation, cellular component: late endosome; retromer, cargo-selective complex; retromer complex. The record is from RefSeq and is a predicted model, not a curated record. Gene Ontology annotation, biological process: retrograde transport, endosome to Golgi; intracellular protein transport. The transcript has 4 exons.